This is a messenger RNA of Anoplophora glabripennis (Asian longhorned beetle), 3476 nucleotides long. RefSeq lists its product as uncharacterized. Gene Ontology annotation, cellular component: cytoplasm. The record is from RefSeq and is a predicted model, not a curated record. Bases 1 to 3324 code for a protein of 1107 amino acids. Gene Ontology annotation, molecular function: protein binding. The transcript has 4 exons. Lineage: Eukaryota; Metazoa; Arthropoda; Insecta; Coleoptera; Cerambycidae.
AUGUCUGUGGCCUCCGGUUCACCAUCGCCAUCCUGCGCCUUCUACCUAUCCGUAGUGGGGCUCAGAUCAAAAAAGAAAGAUGAGUCAGGAAUACAUGGAAAGCAUUAUGAGAGGAGGAUGCUUGCUCUGAUCGCAUUGAAAUGUCUUUUAGACGAAGACAUAAAAGAUUUCUGGAUUCUUUCCAAUCCACAGGACGUGAUCAAAUUCGACGACUUAAUUCUUUUGACCGAACACCGCAGUGGUGACAAAAAAUUGUUCAUGAUCCAGAUAAAGCACAAAGACGAGGAGAAAAAGCGUCCCAUAGUAGCAGAAAAACUAGACGGAACUAACAAGAAUCUGGGCUUGAAGUUGUAUGAAAAAGCUUUUUUCAAAAUCAUGCAGGACAAAGAUUUUUUUGACAUGCACGAAAUUUCUAGCAAUACGGAAAAGUUUUUCAUAAUUUUUAAUAACUGUAAGGUUAAUCAAGACAGAGGAACUGACAAUAUUGAUUUUUGUUCAGCAAACUCUUUCAAAUUUAUUAACACUUCAUCGAAUCCAACAAGUACAUUAAGAAUUACUAACAAAAGUGGAAAAUAUGAUCAAAACUUUAUAGAUCAAUUUUAUUUCUACGCAGAACAAUUGGACCAUGAGGCAAUAAAUAAUGAAAUCGGACGUUUGUUGGAAAUAAAUGAUGACACUGUUAAAGUUAUAAUAGACUUUUUUUAUACAUGGGUGGAACAUAAAGAUGAUUGCUUCAGGAUGUGGAAGCUUGACGUGAAGGCGAAUUUAUUGAAAGUACUUAUGGGAGAUUAUGUUCCACCGCGCUGCCUUGACGAGAUGUUGAGGGAAUAUUUGAACUAUGAUUAUAAAAGGGACACGGAACUCACUGAGAUGUGCAGAAAUUCCAAAGUUAAUAUAGUUUGUAAUGACGCAGGUAUGGGAAAAUCAACAUUUUUGAAUUUUAUUCAUUCGAAAUUUUCGCCUGAAGAGUGGGUAAUUAACAUAGACUUAAAAAAACAUGGCGCCGCAAUUAAAAAAUUUAAGACUGCCGAUGAACUAAUCAACUUUUCUUAUGAAUGUCAUACAGAAAAAUUAAAUGAGGCUUUCCAUCGUUUUUUUAAACCACUUUAUAAGAACUUUCAGCAUAGAAUCAUAUGGUUGAUAGAUGACUAUGAAGAAAUUAACGAAACAGAUUUAUUAGAGCUAUUUAAAUUAGCCACCAAACAAGGAUUUAGAAUCUGGAUUGUUGCUAGGCCCAAUUUGAAACAGGAAUUUGAGAACGCUUUUGGCGCGUUCUCUAUGGAGCUUACAGAAUUUAACAAGAAAGAUCAAGAAAUGUUCAUAAGGAAGUAUUUAAGGCAAAAAGACAAAAAUGAGGAAUACAUUAAUACUACAAUGGAAGCUAUUGACAGCAUAAGGAACUUGCUCGAAGAUUCUUUUGUAGGAACAUGUCAACAAACCAUGAUGCUAACUGAAAUUUUUUUGAAUCAUGAGCAUAACUUGAAAGAACAGGACUGGCACAUCCACGACAUAUAUGAAAAAUUUAUAAAACUAAAAGUUAGUGAUAAUUUGUACAUCAGAACUAUAUCUAAGCUAGCUUUAAAAGCUUUCUUCACAGAUAAUGCCCUAAAGUUGACUUUUGAUUUAGAAGAAUUCAAUGAAGAUGUUCAGGUUUUUAAAAAUAAUUAUCCGAAAGAUUUUUUUAUUACAGGAUUUAGCGAAAACGAUGUUCCAAUUUUUAGCCAUAGAACAUAUGCUGAAUUCUUGGCCGCUCGUUGGCUCUUGCAUACGGUGGAAAAGCAGCUGAAAGGACAAACUCUUUUCAAUGUAACCCAUAUUCUUGAAACGUUAUUUUUGAAGGAACUUCUCGGUAUCCGUCUAUUUUUCGACAACAUGCUGACUAAGAAUUUGCCACUUCAUUCUGCUAUUCUCAACAAAGAAGAAGAUAAAAUCGAAACAUUCAUUAAUCAACCCAGUUAUUUUAUAAAGACUGAUUUACUUGGAAGGAACAUAUUCCAUUUAUUAUCUGGUUAUGGCAGUUACUUUGAUAUUGGAAUUACGCCAAAAAAUGAAGAGUUCGUGAGAAACUUAGAUAUACACUCCGAAAUAGUUCGAAAUGGUGAAGAUAUUUUGCUGAAACCUUUAGAAUCGGUGAAACCUGAUCAAGCAAAAGCAAAUGUAUAUCAAUAUUUGUCAAAAAUUUCUUUCUUUGGCAUAAUAAUAGAUAUUUUAAAAGUUGACGCUCUACUUAAAUUGAACCCUAUUGAUUAUGCGUUGCUCUCAGGAUCACUCUUGGAACUAGAUGCAUUACUUCAUACAAGAAAUAUAAUUACAGAAUCAUCAUUAUCUCUGAUAGAACAAAGGAAAUAUUAUUUGCUAUAUCAUAGCAUACAAAAUAACUACAAAAAUAUACUUACUACAUUGGACGUAAAGGGUUCAAAUAAUAUAAAGAUUGGACAUUCUAAAAUGAGUUUACUCCACUUGGCAGUUACUGCGAAGAACCUAGAAGCUGUAAAGAAACUAACAAACGAGUACUGCUUAGAUGACUGGGGAGUGGACGAAAAAGGAAACACACCAUUACAUAUUGCCUGCAACCAAAGAGAUGAUUCGCUUCUAAACUACUUCUUUAAUGAAGAAGACAUUGGCGUAGAUUUUCUGAACAAAAAGAAUUUGGAAGGCCAAAGUCAUUUACAUAUUCUCGCACGUCGAGGCCACGUGAAGUGCAUUAAAAGAAUCAUUAAAGCUUUUCCCGAAAUUAACAUUGAUUCCGUGUGUUCUAAUGGUAACACACCUUUCAUCAUGAGUAUUAUAUUUAAUAACAUCCAAGUUGCUAUAAUUUUACGGUCUUACCGAGCUAACGUUUUACACAGAAACAAUAAAAACAUGACGGCUUUGCACUACGCAGCCUCAAAAGGGUUUUUCAAAUGCGUAGAAAAACUUUUAGUGUGGGGUGUUAAGGUAGACGAAAAGGAUGAUUAUGGCCUUACACCUCUGAUAAAAGCUAGUUCUUGGGGCCAUGCAAAUAUUGCUGUACUGCUUUUAAAAAAUAAAGCCAAAUUAAAUUUAUACGAUAAUAACAAAUGUACUGCCUUACAUCAUGCAGUUAGGAGGAACCACAUAGAAAUUGUAGCGUUGUUACUAAAAUAUAAAGCAAAUGUAAACUGUGUCAAUAAAAUGAAAGAAACUCCUUUAACAAUUGCCUGCAAAAAUAAUUUUUCUAAAAUAGUAAAAUUGCUUUUCACACGCAAUAUAACUUAUGGUAAAAAAAAUGCGUUAAGGAUAUCAAUUAAAGGUAAUCACUUGGAAUGUAUUGAUGUAUUGUUUCAGGCAGGUAUUACUCUGUAAUUUUUUUAUAUAAGUUUGAUACAGAAUAAAAUAAUGUAAGUGAUACAAUAUUGUGCAAUUGUAUGUUUAGCUAUAUAAUUGUUAACCCUCUAAAGUCACACUAGUGCGAAUUCGCACUAGUGUGACUUUAGUGUGGGCAAAAGUGUGACAUA